Morchella importuna is the source of this 2904-nucleotide messenger RNA. RefSeq lists its product as uncharacterized. The record is from RefSeq and is a predicted model, not a curated record. Gene Ontology annotation, molecular function: GTPase activity; GTP binding; microtubule binding. Gene Ontology annotation, cellular component: microtubule; cytoplasm; membrane. The transcript is spliced from 6 exons. Lineage: Eukaryota; Fungi; Ascomycota; Pezizomycetes; Pezizales; Morchellaceae. The coding region runs from base 1 to 2904 and encodes 967 amino acids.
AUGCAAUCCCCAUCAAUUACUCCCGGAAGCUCAGUUCAUAGUUCUGAAUUUAGUUUGGCCAACGUCAGCACAGUACUAGCGACGCCUGGUCAGAUCUCUCAUACAAGAUUAAACACUCUUCAAAAUCAUAAGACCUUUCGUCUUCUCGAUGAAAUCAACAAACUUCGCACAUAUCACCCCAACAUUGCGCUGCGUUGUGCAGAUACCCCGCCACAUCCUCACCUCCUUGUUUACGGUGAAUGCCAAUUGGGGAAAAGAGCAGUCCUUGAAGCCAUAACAGAAAUAUCAUUUCCAGAGAACGAUGUGAAAUUCCCAAUACAUAUUGUUUUCAACCGCGGACAAGAGGCAAAGCUCUCAGUAGAAAUUAUUCCUGUCGACAGUCAUCCCGAGGAUGAAAAGCUCAGAAUCGCAAAGUUCAAGAAAUAUUUAGAUUCUGAGAGUUUCAGAGACCUUCCUUCCUUGAUCGAGUCGGCGGAUGAAUACAUAGUUAUAGAUCCUGAGGGCGUUAGCGGUGAUGUUCUUCGCAUUGUUCUCACUGAUCCUAAUGGACCUGAACUCUCAAUAAUCAACCUUCCUUUGUCGAAAACGGCCUACAAGGACAACGAAUACAUACACAAAAUCACGUCUGACCCAGGAACUACCAUUCUCGCCGUAGUCACUGCCAAGGGCGAUGAUACAACACCCAAGUCUGCUCUCAGAUUUGCAAGAGAGAUGAACCCAGACGAUACACGCAUUCUAGGGGUCAUCACAUUAAACCCGGACGUGCUCGAAUGUGGUGUGGAGCGGAGUGUUAUCAAAUUAGCAAAAAAUGAGGAUGAGUACCUUGAACUAGGUUGGCAUGUCCUUAUGAACGGAAAGGAACGAAACUUGAAUUUCGAGGAUCGAUGCCUUCAGGAAAACUCGUUCUUCGAAACACAUACCUGGGAAGAAGUUCCACGGAGCAUAUUGGGUAUCUCAAGUCUGCGUUCAAAACUAAGCUCACUGAUGUUUGGCCACAUCAAAGCCGCCUCGUCUGAUAUUUACGAGAAAGGAGUUGGUGCACUUGAGGAUUGUGAAACUCAGCUCCGGAAUAUGGGGAAGCGGCGAUCGACUAUAGCUGAGCAACGGGAAUUCUUGUCUACGGUUAGCGAUGAUUUUGGACACUUAUGUAGGGCCGCCCUCUGCGGAGUAUACACAGACGACUUUUUCAGGGAUGGAGCAAGCAUUGAAAGAAAGCUCAAACGACUACGUGCGGUUAUUCAAGAUUUAAACGCUUCAUUUGCUAAAGAGAUGAAGUCACGAGGACAUCUAAAGCAGAUAUUAUCAGAUCAAACGGAACAUGGAUCCGGAUUGCAGCACGGGGGGCAGAAGGGGCUAGGAUUCCCAGAAACUAUCACUCGGAAAGAAGCUGCCUCAUGGGUAAAGACUUUUUUAUUUGAUAGUCGUAGUCGCAACCUUCCAGGAACUUACAGCCUCCUCAUUGUCAGCGAGCUUCUCAAAGAACAAUCCAAACCAUGGGAGGCUUUAGCUCAAAGCCACCUCGAUAAAACGUGGAAAGUUUGCCGCAAAUUUCUGCAAGUCUUAUUCCAACACAUCAUAUCAAAAACCGAAAUUGUUGAUUUAGUAUUCUCACACCUGAUUGACGAACAAAUGCGUGCAAGAUUUGUUCACGCUAGUGAUGAACUAAAAAGGUUACUCGCCGAGAGAUCAUUACAUGUACACAUGAUUACUUCGAAUAAUGAAUUUCUAGAAAGGAGGAACGCUAUUUUAAGUAAAAAAAUAGAGAAGGAUUGCAAACUCGCCAUUCAAGCCAGCGAACCUUUUGGCUGGGCCAACGGACCGGUUACCUUGGAGCCAGACAAGUUUUGUGCUACACUUACUUCAUUAAUCUCAGAGGACUUGGGUUAUAAUAUCGAUAAUGGUAAUGAUUAUGAUGGGAUUUUGGAUGAAAUGAGUGCCUUUUACCAGGUUUCCUUGAAUGUAUUCAUACAUAAUGUAACCGUCCAAGUGAUCGAGCGUCACCUACUCGACAAGCUCUGGGAAAUUCUCUCACAAUCCACUGUAGCACGCAUUCCAGAAAGCCUAGUUGCCGAUAUUGCAGCAGAGUCGAUAGACGACCGGUACCAGAGAAAUCGGUUAGAAGUAAGGAAGAAUGGCCUUCAAACAUCCCUUGAAGCCUGUAGAGAUGCGUUGUGUGGUAGUAGAAGCACAUACAUUACCGUCGGUAAACCUCAGAACUACUUUACAUCCUUUAUCGGUUCUGAGGAUCUUGCGUCUCUCCUCGAAGACUUGCCCACUCAAGACGUGACUGCACUUGAGAACCCUUCGGGGGUAGAACCUGUUGGGACUGGAAUUUCCGCUACACCAAAUGAUGUAUCUAAGGGGGUGAAAUUUGCUGGAGAAACGUCCCAAAGUCCAAUUGUACCAGGAGGAGCAAACCUCGCAGCGGCUGGCACCAAACCAGCCAUCAAUCCUGGUGGGGGUCUAUUCACCAGUGCCUCUUCCACAGCGUCUUCCAGCAAUCCUAACCAGACCUCAUCAAUUGGCACCAAACCAGCCAUCAAUCCUAAUGGGGGCCUAUUCACCAGUACCUCUUCCCCAGCACCUUCCAGCAAUCCUAACCAGACCUCAUCAAUUUUCACCAAACCAGCCAUCAAUACUAAUGGGGGUCUAUUCACCAGUACCUCUUCCCCAGCACCUUCCAGCAAUCCUAACCAGACCUCAUCAAUUUUCACCAAACCAGCCAUCAAUACUAAUGGGGGUCUAUUCACCAGUACCUCUUCCCCAGCACCUUCCGGCAACCCUAACCAGGCCGCAUCGAUUGGCAGUAGCGCGUCUCGUAACACGUCUACUUCACCUAUCGCACCCGGUUUUAGUAAACCAAGUAAACCAAGUACCGACUGCAUAGUUACUAACAAGUCCUAA